AUGUAUACUAGAAAGAAGAUAGGUUACCAGUGUAGUGAAGGAAAUAUUGAAGGAGACUUAGUUCGUGUUUACAAAUUAUUAUUAUGUCCUUCCAUAGAGAAGGAGCGUGAUAAUUUUUCGGAUGGCAGGUUCAAACAGCAACCAUCUGGUUCAUUAAAUCCGUUCAUGAUAAAUCUUCAAUCAUUGCUUCAAAACAUUUUGAAGCCAUCUCCAUUUCUUUCUCAUUUACAACACAGGCUACAACCUUCGUUCCUACAACCACAUAUCUUUACAUCCACAUCACCAUCGCUCAUCGGAGUUCAACAGACUAUAUUUAAUGAUACGACAUUGGCGGAAACUCGCAAACAGAAAUUACAUAAAAGGAGGAUAACAACCGAGGGAGAAAUUCGACGGCAACGUAAAGAAAAUAUAGAAGGUCUAACCAAAAUGCACGAUGGUACCACAGGCGAAGAUUCAGUCAUAAAUAAACCUCCAAAUCUUCCUGGACUUGUCACAUUCAGAAGCUCGAAAAGUAUUAGCUAA
Messenger RNA from Dracunculus medinensis (Guinea worm), 522 nucleotides. The record is from the annotation of a GenBank genome assembly. NCBI's taxonomy places the organism in Eukaryota, Metazoa, Nematoda, Chromadorea, Rhabditida, Dracunculidae.